CGAUUUUAGGAACUAGUCUGGGGCACGAAACUGUCCCAAAUAGACUCUUCCUCUGGAGGUGACACCAGCCAGGCAAUGUUGCCAAGUCCUACAGGAUUACCUUUAGCUACUAGUCCAGCUUUGGCAUCACUCCCUCUUACGCCAACUUGGGAAAUGUUGCAGGAAACCACAGCCAGACUGCUGUUCAUGGCAGUCCGAUGGGUGCGAUGCCUGGCGCCAUUCCAGACCCUCAGCAAGCACGACCAGCUGCUGCUGCUGCAGGAGUCCUGGAAGGAGCUCUUCCUGCUGCACCUGGCCCAGUGGUCGGUACCGUGGGACCUGUCUGCCCUGCUGGGUUGUCCGCAGGCCAGGGAGAAAUUGCCUGCCGAUUUGCAUACGGCGACCGAGAUCAAAACUAUACAGGAAAUUAUGUGUCGCUUUCGACAGAUUUCUCCAGAUGGCAGCGAAUGUGGAUGCAUGAAAGCAAUUCUACUCUUCACACCUGAAACAUCAGGCCUCUGCGACGUUCAGCCAGUGGAGAUGCUGCAGGACCAAGCGCAGUGCAUCCUGGGAGACUACGUCCGCACCAGGUACCCCAGGCAGCCUACCAGGUUCGGCAGGCUGCUCCUCUUGGUUCCUAGCCUGCGAGCCAUUCGGCCCGUCACGGUAGAGCUGCUGUUCUUCAAGGAGACGAUAGGAGAUAUCCCGAUCACCCAGUUGUUGGGAGACAUGUAUUACAUGGAGAAGUGUAUAACCAACCCGUAGGAGAUUUGAUUCAAGACGUUUUAUUGGAAUGAAUUACUGCUGCUGAUCAUCAGUCCACAGAUCACUUAAAAUCAAAUUGCCCACCAGCUUCGGCUGCUUUUUCUGGUACCAAGCUUGUGAGCCAUUCGGUUCGUCACGGCGGUAGAGCUGCUGUUCUUCAAGGAGAUCAUAGGAGAUAUCCCGAUCACCCUGUUGUUGGGAGACGUUUAUCACGUGGAGAAGUGUAGAACCAACCCGUAGGAGAUCUGAUUUAGGUCUUUUCAUUGAAACUUUCUGCUGCUGAUCAUUUACCGAUUAAUUGGAGUCAAAUUGCCUACCAGGUUCAGCAGGUUGCUAAUUUUGGUAGACAUCGAUGCUGCUGCUGAUCAUUCACCGAUUACUUAAAGUCAAAUUCCCUACCAGCUUCGGCAAGCUGCUCGUUUUGGUGCCUAGCCUACCAGCCAUAUCUGGUCCAUCACAGUCAAGCAGCUAUUUCUCAAGGAGACCAUGGGAGAUUAGGAAAUAUCCCGAUCACCUAGUUGUUGGGGGACAUGUAUUACAUGGAGAUCUGAUUGAGGGCGUUUUAUUGGAACUUGUCGAUGCUGCUGAUCAGUCACCGAUUACUGAAAGUCAAUUUGUCUACCAGGUUCGAGAGGCUGCUCCUUUUGGUGCCUAUAGUAACUCAUCGCCG
Messenger RNA from Phaedon cochleariae (mustard beetle), 1414 nucleotides. NCBI's taxonomy places the organism in Eukaryota, Metazoa, Arthropoda, Insecta, Coleoptera, Chrysomelidae. The record is from the annotation of a GenBank genome assembly.